AGAUUCAUUUCGCAGAACGUUGCCGCUUUCUCAAAUGUGCCUUCAGGCUUUCCAUACUUGAGCUGCAAGUCACUUGACGCCGUUGAGGAAACCCCUCCCACGCUGUCUUGACACUUGCUCUGCUGGAAAACUGCUGAUUUUCUAUUACAGUGCAUGUGUUUUCAAAUCUCAUCAUGGAAGAGGCGUCUCCUCCUCUGCGAUGCUUUCGUGAUUCACACUCCUCUGAGCUUUUUAACGAUGACGGCGUUCAAACGGUGACCUCGAGGGAACAGAGAAAAGUUGAACGCAGUAUUCAAGAGGUGUACAGUGUUUACCAGCAAAUUCACACCUCACCACAGCCCGCUUUACUGAGGGAACAACACUAUCAUUAUCUGAAGAAAGGUUUACGCCAUCUCUCUGAUGCAUAUGAGUGUUUGGAUGCCAGCCGGCCUUGGCUCUGCUACUGGAUCCUGCACAGUCUGGAGCUGCUAGAGGAGCCUGUGCCUGCAGCAGUUGCCUCAGACGUGUGUCAGUUCCUGGCCAAAUGUCAGAACAGGACAGGUGGGUUCGGUGGAGGUCCGGGUCAACACGCUCAUCUGGCACCCACCUACGCAGCUGUAAACGCCCUUUGCAUCCUGGGCACAGACGAGGCCUACAAAGUCAUCAACAGAGAGAAGCUCCUAGACUUCCUGUACUCUGUGAAGCAGCCAGAUGGCUCCUUUGUGAUGCAUGUGGGCGGGGAGGUGGAUGUCAGGAGUGCAUAUUGUGCCGCUUCUGUCGCUUCACUCACCAAUAUAAUCACACCCAACCUGUUUGAUGGGACGCACAAUUGGAUUCUCAGCUGCCAGAACUGGGAGGGCGGUUUAGGUGGAGUACCAGGACUUGAGGCACAUGGCGGCUACACCUUCUGCGGUACUGCUGCCAUGGUCAUACUGGGCAAAGAACAUAUGCUGGAUCUCAAAGCCUUGUUACGCUGGGUAACCAGCAAACAAAUGCGUUUUGAAGGUGGAUUUCAGGGCCGCUGUAACAAGCUGGUGGAUGGGUGUUACUCCUUCUGGCAAGCAGGACUAUUACCGUUACUCCACAGGGCUCUUUUUAAAGAAGGAGACUCAACGCUGAGUGUGAGUAGCUGGAUGUUUGAGAGAAAGGCCCUGCAGGAAUACAUCCUCCUCUGCUGCCAGAAUCCUGGUGGAGGCCUUCUGGACAAACCGGGCAAGUCUAGAGAUUUCUACCACACGUGCUACUGUUUGAGUGGACUCUCAAUAGCACAGCACUUCGGAAACAAAGACCUUCAUAAUGAGCUCAUCCUCGGUCGGGACGAGAACAGACUGGCACCAACUCAUCCAGUUUACAACAUCUGCCCGGAGAAGGUCGCCCAAGCGAUUGAAUAUUUCCACCAGCUAUCUGUUCCGGUUCAGACGGGACCUACACCAAGUGCGAUGGACCAGUCAUAGACUUUUCCUUCUUUUUCUAUUGUAAACAUAUUUGGGGGUUUGAGCUAGUUUGACCUAACGCAGAGUAAAAAUGCUGUAGCCAAACGUCCUGGUCUGUGCAGCAUCUACAGAUGGGGAAACACUCUGAAGGUCUGAUCUACUACGGCUUCAGCAUGGGGUUAUGGGUUUUAGCCAGGGACAACAGUAGAGGCUGACUAGACGAGGUGUUUUUCAUGCACCAGUCGUUGAUUGAUAUUUUAUUGCACAUACCAGCUUAUUUUGGGCUUUGGAAAUGUUUCCCAGAGUGCACGUGGCAGUAAGUUCUGGAGAGGAAUAAAGACUUGGAUGGAAGUUUGUUUUUAUCCUGGUUGGUGUAUUAUGGAUGAUCUAUACUCACUGUGGGCAGUCCAUCAUUUGACUUUAAUCUCUGUCAUCUCUAAUUUGGAGUGCUGUUUGGCCAUUAUGACUGAAACGAAUAUGGGAACUGCCAAAUAUUUAAAUAUAGUUUGGGUACAACAAACUCAGUACAGUGUUUACAUUUUGUAAUCUUUGGCUGCAGUUGAAAAAUAUCAUCUGUGCUGUUCAAUGAGCUUUUAAACUGUAUUUAACAAUUCAAUCAUCAUGCUUUUAAUCUUAAUAUGCUGGUAUUAAGUAUCAAAACAGAAUGGCAUUUCAUCAUAGUACAUUAAAGAAACAGUUCAUCCAAAAAUGAAAGUUUUGUCAUUAUUUACUCACUCUCAUGUCUUUCCAAACCUGUAUGAGUUUACUUCUUUGUGAAACAAAAGGAGAAGUUUAGAAGAAUCUUGACACUGCAUUUUUUUCUCAUAAAUGAAAGUAAAUGGAGACUAAGGCUGUCGCAUGACAAAAAAGAAGUAUCGAAGUAAUCCAUAAGAUUUGUCCUCAUGCAAGUUGAUUCAAACAGGGUCAGGGCAUCUGAUGUGUGUGUAUGAAUAUGCAUAAGUAUGAAUGAAAUUUGAGAACUACAAUGGAGGGAAACUAGUUCAGUUAAUUUUUACUUGUUAUUCACACAAAGCUUCAAACAUAUGGUUUAGAAGACGUGGAUCAAAGCAUGCAUGUAAUAUAGAUUUUUUGCAUUUAGCAUCUAAGCUUAGCAUUUUUAAAAAGCUAUUGAAGUCAUACAGGUUGGUACAACGUGACUGUGAGUAAAUGAUCAAGUAAAAACAACUCCAGUUCUGACUAAUGACUGAAAGACCAGUUUCAUAAAAUAUUAGUACAGUACAAAACUGCAACCAGUUUUUUUUUUUUUUUUUCAGGGAGCCAGGAAAAAUGAGUCUUUGUGAUGACUUAAAUUGACUUAAAGACAGACAAAAGCAUUAAAAUAACAUUUUUUAUCAUUAUUAUUCAUCCCCUCAAAAACUACUUUUUUAUUUGAAGAGCCAGGGUUCCCACCGUCUGGAUAUAUAAUUUUAAAAUUAUCAUUUUUAGACCUUGGGAUUAAGUGUUAUUAAAUGUCUAUAAUUAUUGGACAUUUAGUACUAAAUGACCUCCUUAAAAUAUUAAAUGAGUAU
Labeo rohita (rohu) is the source of this 2941-nucleotide messenger RNA. It is a transcript of the gene fntb, whose product is annotated as farnesyltransferase, CAAX box, beta. Gene Ontology annotation, cellular component: protein farnesyltransferase complex. Gene Ontology annotation, biological process: protein farnesylation. Gene Ontology annotation, molecular function: protein farnesyltransferase activity. The record is from RefSeq and is a predicted model, not a curated record. NCBI's taxonomy places the organism in Eukaryota, Metazoa, Chordata, Actinopteri, Cypriniformes, Cyprinidae. The coding region runs from base 174 to 1433 and encodes 419 amino acids. The transcript is spliced from 12 exons.